Molecule: messenger RNA, 754 nt
Organism: Hordeum vulgare subsp. vulgare (domesticated barley)
Lineage: Eukaryota; Viridiplantae; Streptophyta; Magnoliopsida; Poales; Poaceae
Product: 1,4-dihydroxy-2-naphthoyl-CoA thioesterase 1-like
Exons: 3
Coding region: 80-574 (164 amino acids)
Biological process (GO): phylloquinone biosynthetic process
Cellular component (GO): peroxisome
Molecular function (GO): 1,4-dihydroxy-2-naphthoyl-CoA thioesterase activity
Source: RefSeq, a predicted model, not a curated record
GCGCACGCGCACCCGACCUUCCCCCCACACGCGCCUCGGCCAGUCAACCCGUCGAACCCCGGCCGCGCGGAGCGGCGCCAUGGGGGACGCCACGGCCACGGCGUCGGCGCCGGCGAGCACCAAGACGGCGGAGCUGGACGCGCCGCUCAGCGCCCUGGGCUUCGAGAUCGAAGAGGUCUCGCCGUCGCGGCUCACCGGCCGCCUCCUCGUCACGGACACCUGCUGCCAGCCGUUCAAGGUGCUGCACGGCGGCGUGUCGGCGCUGAUAGCGGAGGGCCUGGCCAGCAUGGGCGCGCACAUGGCGUCGGGAUACCGCCGCGUCGCCGGCAUGCAGCUCAGCAUCAACCACUUCCGGAGCGCCGCCGCCGGCGACACCGUCCUCGCGCGCGCCGUUCCCGUCCACGUCGGCCGCUCCACCCAGGUAUGGGAGGUGAAGCUCUGGAAGAUGGAUGUAUCCACACAGGGGGAAGGACCUCAAAUCGCCGAGGCAAGGGUCACCCUUCUCUGUAAUCUACCUGUGCCGGAUGAGUUGAAAGGUGCAGGAGAAUCCCUUAGGAAAUACUCUAAACUGUAAAACUCCAUUUAUAUGUGAUUCUGUAAAAAACUUUUCUUGUAGUGCAAACACUGAUGGAUCAACUAGAGAGAAACAAGCUUCGCGUGUGUGGUCGAUGAACCUCAAUAUCCAGCAACUAAGUUGGAAUGUUUUGUAUUUAAUCAUGAUUCUAUAUAUAAAGGAGCAUAUAGGAGAUCAACA